UGUGAAAGAGGACUCGAUGUGUUUUCAUUAAGCGACUCAUUUAUACGUAUAUUGUAGGGUUAGUAAAACUCGAUAAAGAACUCUAUCGCUGUUGUCACAAAGUCAGCCAAAAAUUGGUUUAACGAAACUCGAGCCGUAAAUAGUAAGCAGUCUCACGCUCUGUCAGUCUACUUGUGUUUUCAACACACCAAAUAUUGACCUUUGUAAGAUUCAGUCGCCUAUUAACCAGAUCAACAUGUCGCCACUAGCUGGAACACCUGGACAAGCAUGCUCAACUCUUUUUUGCAAAACUGGACUAUCGACACAAUCUGAUCAUAACCACAUAUCUUGCCAGUUAGAUCUGAACACAGACCGUAUUGAAACUCAUGCCAACUCCAAUUACUGUAGCAAGGUAAAUUCGAGCAUCAGAUUUAGCAACUCUAUUUCACGUGCUACACUUGCAGCAACCAAAGCAUCUCAAGUCAAUGAGGAAGAACCAAAUCAGAUCAGUAGCAACUAUAGAAAAAAACCAUUAUGCAUGAAACUUACUGUUCCGAUGCCAACUUCAUAUACUCAACGAUCUAGCCUAAUGAAAACAACACUUGCUCCACUCCUGGAAAAGUCAGUCGUAGAAGAAAACAGCAGCAAUGGAAAGCUCUACAGUACUCAAAGAAAAGACAUGACCAAAGCACUAUCAACAAACGAUGAAGCCAAUUUCAGCAUAGUUGAUAUUGAUACAUUGGAAAAAACGCCAGAUUCAGCAGUUGUUGUAAACCAUGAAAACUUGAAAAAAGCUUUUUCAGUGCUGCAACCGAUCCAUAACAUCAAGGCUGUAUCGAAAGCAACAGAACAUAUUAACCCAUCGAUUACAACAUCAUCACCACAUGAACUUUCUUCCGACAAACACUGUGCAUUGAAUCAGUCAGACGCGACCGACGCGUCAGUGGCACUAGACGUUACCCUGGCUGCCACCCAGCCCAUGCACAAGCCACUUAUCUAUUCAUCACAAGAACAUCUACAAUUGCAACCUUUAUUAAAAUAUCAUCAGCCAAUGCUCAAACAGCAUGAACAAACUUCUUAUUCACAACCGAAUCUAUCAACCAAAUCUACUACUGUCAACCGUCCACAACUGACUCAUUCUUUAUCACAGGUUUGCAUCCCUUUUACCAAUCUUGAAGUCUUUAUUCUUCAAGUGUCUCUUUAA
This is a messenger RNA of Batrachochytrium dendrobatidis JAM81, 1183 nucleotides long. RefSeq lists its product as uncharacterized. The record is from RefSeq and is a predicted model, not a curated record. The coding region runs from base 236 to 1183 and encodes 315 amino acids. NCBI's taxonomy places the organism in Eukaryota, Fungi, Chytridiomycota, Chytridiomycetes, Rhizophydiales. The transcript has 2 exons.